Molecule: messenger RNA, 390 nt
Organism: Owenia fusiformis
Lineage: Eukaryota; Metazoa; Annelida; Polychaeta; Sabellida; Oweniidae
Source: the annotation of a GenBank genome assembly
CAUGCUGCUUCGAGGGAACUUCCUUGUGGUCAUUCUGGCUAUAGUGCUGCUAGUACUAGUAUCCGAGGGAUUUGCCGGUCGUAAAGGUGGCAAAGAUAAAGAUGGAAAAGGUCGCAAAGGUGGUAAAGGUCGCAAAGGUGGUAAGGGUGGUAAGGGUCGCAAAGGUGGUAGAGGCAGAAAGUUUGGACCUUGCUCAAAUAUUUGUGAAGUGGAACUUCUUAAAAAUUGCCCGAGUAUUUGUGGACUUGAACCGGGGUAUGACUGCGUUGUUAGCUGUUGGAAUAGGUGCCUGAAAGAUAUAAAUCUGCCUACAAAACUUGCUCUGGAACCGUGUAUGAAAAGAUGCACAACAGGUCCUUCUCCCCCGCCUCCUCCUCCCCCUCCCCCUCC